GGGGCCCUGGAGAGCUCGCCACCAGCACCGAGAGAUGGCGGAUCCAUAUUCCUUCAGAGGUGGAAGGAGAGCUGCAGGGUCCAGCAAAACCAGCACAAGCAAAGAAGGCAGCAGGACAGAGAUGAGGGUAAAUCCGACCCCUGAGCCCCCCAAGCUGGGAAACGCAACCAGCGACAAAACAGAAGGCAAGAAGAAAGGGAGACCUAAGGCAGAAAACCAGGUGCUGAAAGACAUUCCUCUGCCCCUGAUGAACCAGUGGAAAGAUGAGUUCAAGGCCCAUUCCAGGGUGAAGUGCCCCAAUUCAGGCUGCUGGCUGGAGUUCCCCAGUAUUUACGGCCUGAAGUACCAUUAUCAGCGCUGCCAAGGGGGGGCGAUCUCGGAGAAGCUGACUUACCCUUGCUCUUACUGCGAAGCUGCCUUCACAUCCAAAACCCAGCUGGAAAAGCACAGGCUCUGGAACCACUUGGAUAGGCCGGUACCAGCUAGCAAAGCAGAAAACAAAGUGCAGAAAGCCGUUGGCAAGGCCAGUGGCAAGAAAAGAGCUGCUGAGAGUUCAGAUUCCCCCACCAUCCAUCCCAAACAGGCCAAGGUGGAGAAGACUGUGGUCCCCGAGAAUGGAGAGUGCCUGGUGGAGAGCAGGAAGAACAAAGUAUUUCAGAUCAGGGCAGCGGAGGCCGUAGCAGCAGCUACCCCGACGGCCAAGUCUUCGAGCUGCAAGGAUCCCAAACAGCAAGGGGGCAUGCGGGCUUCCCUCCAGGAGGAGGACCCAGAGAGGAUGAAGCACAGAAGGAAACAGAAAACUCCUAAGAAAUUUACUGGGGAGCAACCGUCCAUCUCGGGGACAUUUGGAUUGAAAGGCCUGGCAAAAGCAGAGGACAAGGCAAAGGCCCAUCGAGCCAAGAAACUGGAGGGGACCAGCAACACGGAUGAGCUGAAAAAGAAGCCUCCAGGAGCUGGUGUGAAAAGGGAGGCCGUGUCGCAUUUAUCCUCGGCAAACCCAGAGGACCAAUGGCAGCGGGAGAUCAAUGAGAAAGGAGAAGUUGCCUGUCCUACGUGUGGCGUUAUAACCAGGAAAACCAUUGUUGGGCUCAAAAAGCACAUGGACGUCUGUCAAAAACUGCAGGAUGCCUUGAAAUGUCAACACUGCAAAAAGCAGUUCAAAUCCAAAGCUGGGCUCAACUAUCACACCAUGGCUGAGCACGUCAACAAGCCUGGUCCUGUGGAAACCGCUGGAGUUGGUGAACAGGAAGAGCGGGAAAGGCUGAGGAAAGUGCUAAAGCAGAUGGGGAAACUGAAAUGCCCCAACGAGGGUUGCACAGCCAACUUUUCCAGUCUGAUGGGGUACCAGUACCACCAGAAACGGUGUGGGAAGCAGCCCUCUGAAGUGGAGAAGCCCAUAUUCACCUGCCCACAUUGCAGGAAGAAGUAUAAAUCCAAGGCGGGACAUGACUACCACGUGCGGUCGGAGCACACUUCUUCGCCUCCCGAGGAGCCAAAGGUGAAGCCAGAGGCCAGCCCCGUAGAAGAUUUUGAAAGGACUCCUAGUGGUAGAAUCCGGCGCACAUCAGCCCAAGUAGCGGUCUUCCACCUGCAGGAGAUAGCUGAGGACGAACUGGCCAAGGACUGGACCAAACGAAGGAUGAAGGACGACCUGGUACCUGAAACUAAGCGACUAAAUUACACCCGGCCGGGGCUUCCGAAGUUAAAUCCGAGGCUGUUGGAAACCUGGAAAAAUGAAGUGAAGGAGAAGGGACACAUCAACUGCCCCAAUAACAGCUGUGAAGCCAUCUACUCCAGCGUUUCUGGCCUGAAAGCCCACCUGACUAACUGCAACAAGGGAGACCACUCUGUUGGGAAGUACCGGUGCCUUCUCUGCCAGAAGGAGUUUAGCUCAGAAAGUGGAGUCAAGUACCAUAUCCUCAAGACUCACUCAGAGAACUGGUUCCGAACCUCUUCAGAGGCGGCCCGGAAGAAAAAGAACAGGGACCAGAUUUCCUCCAGCCAGGAGGAGAAAAAGAAAAGCACAACUGGGAAGAAAAGGGGGAGGAAACCCAAGGAAAGGCCCCCGGAAGCGUCUCCGAAAGGCAAAGAGAGCUCGGCAGCAAAGACUAAUCAUAAGAAAGCCACAGAGCCCUGGGAAGGAUCCAACUGCAGCCCCGAAGGGAGAGAGAGAGGCACCAAGCUACCCACCAACAGGAAAGGGGGAGCCAGUAAGAUGCCUGAGAAAUAAGGAGUUAAGAGACUCUCUGAGGAUUAGUUUACAGGCCAGGGUAACGGGGUGGGGCCCCUCCCGGUUUUCUCUCCCCCGCCCCCUGCUCAUCCGUUUGUUUGUUUUUUUUAAAAAAAAAACAACAACAAAAAACCACUUUAAAAUCAUGGACCUUGUUUCACACUGGAAAAAAAGAAAAGACUGUGUCCCUCCAUCCGUCACCCCCGUGCACAUGCCCGUACCCCUCGACUCCCCUCCACACACACGCGUGUGUGCUUGUGCGUACACACGGGCUGCACAGCUCUUCCACUGACGGGUCACGUAAUGCAGCCAAACCCCUGCAAAGCGGGGACCCCCCUGCUGACCGUUUCCUUCAAAUUCUGUGCGCUGAACUGGUGAUGCUUGAGCAAGAGGAAAGUGCAAUAGAGGCGGGGCGUAAAGGCUUUUUAUUUGGGAUUGCUUGCCGGAUUGCAGUGCCAGCAUAGGAACCUGAUUGGUUUCUUUUUGGGUGGGGCAGGGGAGGGAGGAAAAUGAUCUUUUAGACACCGUC
Messenger RNA from Terrapene triunguis (Three-toed box turtle), 2759 nucleotides. RefSeq names its product zinc finger protein 512B (gene ZNF512B). Gene Ontology annotation, molecular function: zinc ion binding. Lineage: Eukaryota; Metazoa; Chordata; Testudines; Emydidae. The record is from RefSeq and is a predicted model, not a curated record. The transcript has 17 exons. Bases 35 to 2230 code for a protein of 731 amino acids.